Molecule: messenger RNA, 2590 nt
Organism: Condylostylus longicornis
Lineage: Eukaryota; Metazoa; Arthropoda; Insecta; Diptera; Dolichopodidae
Product: histone-lysine N-methyltransferase PRDM9-like
Exons: 3
Coding region: 398-1555 (385 amino acids)
Biological process (GO): regulation of immune system process; regulation of cytokine production; negative regulation of transcription by RNA polymerase II
Source: RefSeq, a predicted model, not a curated record
AGAAUAUAUAUGUCCGUACCGCAGCUAAACCCUUGAAGUAGUUACAAACUCCAUAUCAUAGCCAAUAUACCCUUCACGAAGGUGCAGGGUAUAAAAAGAAAAUUAACCAAACCGAAGCUACUUUAUUUAUUUUAAAACGUCAUCUUUUUCAAGAGCAAUGUACUAUUGGAUGAUCAGAUGAUAAUACAAAAACAAAAUUCAUUGCGAAUGAAAGAAAAUUUAGAGAGAACCAGCAAGAGAAAUUAUUUAAUCCAUAUUCUGUAGUACAACUAGAUAUAAAUUCUAAAGUUGUAAAAAAAGCAGAGUUUUUCUUUUUUAUAUACUUAAAAAAUUUAAACCAAAUACGGUUGCGAGAAAUUAUUUCAAAUAUUAUUUUCAUUAAAUAUUACUUUAUAUUAUGGGAAAGCUAUGUGAAUUAAAUGGAUAUAUUCAAUUUUCUGAUAGUGAUAUGAAUUUCGAAACAGAAGAUUAUGAACAUUAUGAAAAAUGUGGCGAGAUAUAUUUUUCAGAAUCUGGAAGAUUUGAAUUAUACUGCAACUUAUGUGAUGAAAGAUUUAUUGAUUAUAGUGUAUUUUUUGGUAAAAAUCAUCUAGAACAACAUUUUAACUACUUUGGAAAUUGCACAGAAAAUGAAGUCGAGUUAGCAGAUAAAAAAAUUGAAAAUCAAAAUAUAACAGAAAAUGAUAAAAAUAAAUUUGAAAUAGAAUUUCGAGAAUAUAAUCCUCAAGAUCAUGAAGUUAACAUAUUUAUAAAAGAUAUUUCAGCUGAGGAUACGGAGGAUGCUUCAGUUAAAAUUAAUGCCGGCAAUAUAAAACAAGUGCCAUUCAAAAUAAAUAAACUCAGGUGCUACGUAUGUUUGGAAACCUUCGUCAAAACAAGCUAUCGUGACCGACAUGUUUUAAAAAAUCAUAGAGAUCAAUACAAAGGUAAAUAUUAUUCUUGUAAAUAUUGUGGACAAGAUUUUCUUCAUAAAAGCCACUUUGAACAACAUAUUCGAAAGCACACAGGUGAAAGGCCAUUUGCUUGUACAAGUUGUAAUAAAUCAUUUAUAUCAAUUUACAAUUUGAAUGUACACAAUUCCCGUUAUCAUCAAGAUAUAAGACCAUACAUAUGUCGAGUCGAUGAUUGUAAUGCUGGAUUUAAAUCCUGGAUCAGUAGGUUAAAACAUGAAAGAUCACAUAACCGAGCAGAGAAACUGCCGUUUAAGUGCAAGGAAUGUGAAAAUAAAUUUGCAAAUGCUGGAGAGAUGACAAGACAUGUAAAAAGCAUACAUAUGGAUAAAGGAAAUUUGCCGUAUGUGUGUAACAUAUGUAACCGUUCAUUUCAUCAAAGGAGACUUUUAAGAUAUCAUAUUUUUACUCAUACAGGAGAAAAACCUUAUGCGUGCAAAGUAUGCAAUGCAAAAUUUUCUAAACCUUCUAUUUUAAGCCAGCAUAAAUUACUACAUUCUGGAACAAAAAAGUAUAUUUGUACCGUUUGCGGGGAAAGAUUUUUUCAAUCUGCUGGAUUAUCUGCUCACAAGAGAAAAAAGGGUCAUUUUGAUGAAGAACCAUAAUUUGAAGUGUAAAAAUUUGUACCACGUCAAAAAUUUUGACUUUUCCAAUAAUCAAACAAAAUUUACAGUUUAUAAACGUUUAAGGUAUUGUAAUCAAACGUACAUAGAUACCGUUUUAUUAUUUAUUAUAUGUAUGGACAUACAGGCACUUAUAUAUUUAAAUUGAUUAUAUGCACAGGACUUAAAUUUUGUUUAUGUAAAGGCCCAUAUAUUUAAAUACGUUAAAUAUAUUAUGAGUCUUUGGUUCAAAUUCAUUAAACUUAAUUUAUUGCAUACAUAUGUAUUUCACAUUUAUGGUUUUGAAGUUUUUCAGUUAAAUUUUGGAAUGCAUAUUUCAUUGUAUGCAUGUACAUAUGUAUUGUUCUUGAAUUUACAUACAUAUGUAAAUUUUUUAAAAACAAUCUCCCCAUUUUUUUUCAAUAGUUUGACUACGUUUUAAAAAUGCCAUUACAUUAGCAUUUGGAAAUCGAUAUUUACUAUAGACAUACAUAUGUACAAUGUACAUAGAUGUAGUACAAACAAAUUUCUAAGAACAAGAGAAUUUGAUUUCAUUUUUAAAAUUUUAUUUGGACAACUAAUACAAAAUAGUUAUUUCAGUUCUUCUUUGAAAAAUAUGCAUGAAUUCGAUGUUUAAAUUUGAUUUUUCGACUGAUAUUAUAAUUAAGUAGAUACAUGCAUAUGCAUGUACAUACAAAUCCAUUAAUGUUUGAUCUAUGCUGACAUAUUUACAUAAAUAAUUGUUUUUUUUACAAGGUGAGAGCAAGAAUAAUGUGCCAGUGUUACAAAAAUAACUACAGUUGGUUUCCUACCAAACCUUAGUUACUUUUUUAAUAUAUUAUUUUCGUAAUUCGUAAAAGUGUAAUAACAAUUAAAAAAACAAUUUACGACAUUUUUUUUAAUAUUUUAAGAUUUAGUAAACUAAGUAACUUUGUUAAAGUUUAAUUGCAUAUUAUAAAUCUUUGUUUCGUAAACUGUUUUAAUAAAUCGCUAGUAUACUUGCACUUAUCCUGGGGAUAUGUAGGUGUACCUAUGUAA